This is a messenger RNA of Ogataea philodendri, 1785 nucleotides long. RefSeq lists its product as uncharacterized. Gene Ontology annotation, cellular component: cytosol. The transcript has a single exon. Bases 1 to 1785 code for a protein of 594 amino acids. Gene Ontology annotation, molecular function: flavin adenine dinucleotide binding; NADPH-hemoprotein reductase activity; FMN binding. The record is from RefSeq and is a predicted model, not a curated record. Lineage: Eukaryota; Fungi; Ascomycota; Pichiomycetes; Pichiales; Pichiaceae.
AUGCUCGCGGCGACCUCAGCAAGACAGGUAGUAAUAUUGUAUGGCUCAGAAACAGGUAACUGUGAAGACCUUGCUCUGUGCCUUGCUACAAAGCUUCGUUAUCAUAAGCUUGACGUUGUUAAAUCGUCUCUGGAUGAUUUCGAUUUGAGAAAAUUAUUGGACAUCAAGUAUCUUGUGGUCAUAUGUUCAACAACGGGUCAAGGUGAAAUCCCGAGGAAUGGAAGAAACUUCUGGAAAUUCAUGAGAAAAAGAAGGCUUCCUGGCGAUUUAUUUUCCAAUUUGGUGUUUACUAGCUUUGGUUUAGGAGACUCGUCUUAUCCAAAAUAUAACUCUGCGAUAAGAAAAGUGCAUGCUAGAUUUUUGCAGCUGGGAGCCAAAGAACUAUGCCCCAGAGGAGAGGGUGAUGAACAAUCCCUCGAAGGUACCGAUGCUUAUUAUUCUGCUUGGGAGUCGCAAUUUCUUACAAGUCUCAAUUCCGCAAUCCACCAAAUUUUCCCUGUACAAAGUAUCCCAGAGAAUGAUCUCCUCCCACCGAUCAACUCGAUCAUAUUUCAUACGAAUCAGGCGAUUACACGAAGCGAAGAUUUUAAGAAGGAAGCUUUAAACAGAUUGCUUUCUGAUAAAACCCAAAAUCCGCCGAAGACCUUUGAGCUAGUCGAAAAUAAGAUAUUAACUACACGCGAUCAUUUUCAAGAAGUUCGCAUGGUAUCCUUUACAGAUCCAACUGCAUCUCUUGACUAUUCUCCGGGAGAUAUAUUGGCUCUUUAUCCGGUGAAUGAUCCAAAGGAUGUGGAUCUACUUAUUGAGCUCCAAAAGUGGUCUAAUAUUGCAGAUUACCCAAUUUCAUUUCAAAAACCAAUAGACCAUCAUGGAAGUGGAAUUGUAAGGAAUCUUACUUUGAGAACCUUAUUGCUGCAUCAUCUAGAUAUCAUGUCAAUUCCAAGACGUUCAUUCUUCUCUCUGGCAUGGCAUUUUGCGGACGAUACAAUGGAGAAAGAUAAAUUGAGGGAAUUUAGCAGGUUAGAAGAAAGUGAACAGUUGUAUGACUACGCCAAUAGACCCAGAAGAUCUAUUCUAGAGGUGAUACAGGAAUUCUCUUCUUUGAAAAUCCCUGUUGAUUAUUUGACGGAACUGAUUCCCACUUUAAAACCAAGGCUCUUUUCGAUCUCUUCGAGACCAGACACCCAAAAAGUGGAUAUAACUGUGGCAAUUGUGGAAUACCGAACUGUUAUUCGUCGUCUGCGAAAGGGUGUUUGCACCAAAUGGAUCAAGCAGUUGGUUCCUGGUGAUCUUAUAAUUGGAUCCAUCAUUGAAAACCAUCUCAACUUUGAGAUAGAGUCGGACACUCCAAUAAUUGCAAUUGCGACAGGAUCCGGAAUUGCCCCAGUCAAGUCCAUGAUUGAAUAUGUCCUUUCGAGAUCCUCCCAAAAAGAAAUAUAUCUUUUUGCUGGCCAUAGAUUCAUGGAUAGGGAUUACUUAUACGGAGAUCUUUGGGAAAGUUUAUGUCAGAAACAUCCGCAGUUCCAUAUAUUCCCCAGCUUUUCAAGACAGGGCUCUGGAUACGUGCAGGAAUCCAUUUACAAACAAAAAGUGCUAGUGAAUAGGCUCGUGGUGUCCAACAAUGGAUUGAUCUUUCUUUGUGGAUCGUCGGGUCGGAUGCCCACCCAGGUAAGACUAACGCUCGAAACCAUUUUCGCCCAGGAGAACUCUUGGACGGAGCAACAGUCAAAAGAGUAUUUGGAAAAGCUCGAGAACAAUAGGAAAUAUAUUCAAGAGACAUGGUAA